AUGUAUCGAUGUGUUUCUAUGGAAAGUAAUGUGAUGGCCGAGUACCGAUUGCUUCCUCUUAAGAAUCCACGACAAUUGACUCAUGAAAUGCAAGUUGCUCUAGAUGAUGUUGAGAAGCCAACAAAGCGAGGAAAGAAAGCAAACUCCAAGAAGGUGGAAACCGAAGGACCUUCUUCCAAACCUGUUAAAUCCAAGAAGCGAAAAGCUGAAAAAGCUGCUUCAUCGGCUCCUAAGAAAGUUAAGAAGAUGGCUCGGAAACCGAAGACUCAUUCACCUUCCAGCUCUGGUAAUGAUGAGGAGCAGUAUGCUGAUGAGGAAGAGAAAGAUCAACGUGAAGGCACUCAUAAUGAUUUUGUUCCCACUCCUCCUCCAUCACCAUCGAAGACUACUGUUCAAGUUUCGGUUGCCCCAAUUCCUCCAUCUCCUACAACUCAAAAUACUACCACUGUUCCACCACCACCACCUGUCAACUCAAUAUCCUUAUCCACAACCCCAUUACCACCUCCAAUUAUUUCCCAAGCAACUAUCACCACUACACCGAUCAUCACAACCACAACCGAAUCUCCAGUACAAGUCAACACAUCUGAUGUGGGAGAAAAGACUGAAGAUAAUCCUAAAGUUACAUCCGAUUCUUACUCUUACCGUCAGGAAUCACCUUUCCUCCAAGCUCCUUCCAGCGAUUGA
Messenger RNA from Lactuca sativa (garden lettuce), 684 nucleotides. The record is from RefSeq and is a predicted model, not a curated record. Lineage: Eukaryota; Viridiplantae; Streptophyta; Magnoliopsida; Asterales; Asteraceae.